AUGAGGUAUUUGAAGGCUGCUGAUAAGCUGGGAAUAUUGUUCACAGGAGGCAACAGAGAUGAGAAAGAGCCAUUGUUGGGAUUUUGUGACUCAGAUUACGCAGCUAACUUGGACACAAGGAGAUCCCAAACUAGAUACAUUUUCACUUUGUAUGGUUCAGCAGUUUGUUGGAAGUCAAGCUUACAAAAUGUGGUAGCUUUGUCAACCACAGAAGCUGAGUAUAUGGCCCUCACUUCAGUUGUGAAGGAGAGCAAGUGGCUAAUGGGACUGAUAUCUGACUUUGGAGUGAAGCAAGGCAGAGUUUGA
Molecule: messenger RNA, 306 nt
Organism: Salvia splendens (bonfire salvia)
Lineage: Eukaryota; Viridiplantae; Streptophyta; Magnoliopsida; Lamiales; Lamiaceae
Product: secreted RxLR effector protein 161-like
Exons: 1
Coding region: 1-306 (101 amino acids)
Source: RefSeq, a predicted model, not a curated record